AUGGCCAGUCUAAACGCUGUUCUGUUGCCCAAGGCGGCAACCGCCUCCGCAUCAAUCUCGGCGCUCACUCCGCGGGCCCUCGGCAGCAAGUCGCACAUUGCACAGUCGCUGCCCGUUAGGUCUCCCGCGUCUCGCGCUCCAUCGCACGCGCAACUCGCGCCGCGAUGCGUGCAGGCGGCCGAACCGCCGCUAACGGUGCCUAAAGCGUCGUCGAGCCCGGCGGAGCCGUGGUCGCCGGGCAGCUGGCAGACGCGCAAGGCGUGGCAGCAGCCCGAGUACCCCGACAAGGCGGCGCUCGCCGCCGCGCUCGAGGAGCUCGAGCGGUGCCCGCCGCUGGUGUUCGCGGGCGAGGCGCGCGCGCUGGAGGAGAAGCUGGGGGAGGCGGCUCUGGGGAAGGCGUUCCUGCUGCAGGGCGGCGACUGCGCGGAGAGCUUCAAGGAGUUCCGCGCGGACAACAUCCGCGACACCUUCCGCGUGCUGCUGCAGAUGGCCGUCGUCCUCACCUUCGGCGGCCAGAUGCCCGUCAUCAAGGUUGGGCGCAUGGCGGGGCAGUUCGCCAAGCCGCGUUCCGACCCCCUGGAGACGCGCGGCGACGUGAGCCUGCCGUCGUACCGCGGCGACAACAUCAACGGCGACGCUUUCACACCCGAGUCGCGCGUGCCCGACCCGCAGCGGCUGGUGAAGGCGUACAGCCAGGCGGCGGCGACGCUGAACCUGCUGCGCGCGUUCGCGACGGGCGGGUACGCGGCGAUGGAGCGCGUGAGCAAGUGGGAGCUCGCCUUCAUGGAGAACCAGGAGCAGGCCUCAAGGUACGAGGAGCUGGCGUCGCGCGUGGAUGAGGCGCUGGGGUUCAUGGCGGCGUGCGGGCUGACGGCGGAGCACCCCAGCAUGCGCUCCACCGACUUCUUCACGUCGCACGAGUGCCUGCUGCUUCCCUACGAGCAGGCGCUCACCCGUAUCGACUCCACCACCGGCCGCUGGUACGACUGUUCGGCGCACUUCAUCUGGGUGGGCGAGCGCACACGGCAGCUGGACGGCGCACACAUUGAGUUCCUCCGCGGCGUCGCCAACCCCCUCGGCAUCAAGGUGAGUGACAAGAUGCCCCCGCAGGACCUGGUGGAGGUGUGCCACAUCCUCAACCCCGACAACCGCCCCGGCCGCCUCACAGUGAUCGUGCGCAUGGGCGCGGAGAAGCUGCGCGAGAAGCUGCCGGCGCUGGUGCAGGCGGUGGAGCGCGAGGGGCUGGUGGUGACGUGGGUGUCCGACCCCAUGCACGGCAACACCAUCAAGGCUCCCAACGGCUACAAGACCCGCGACUUCAACUCCAUCCGGGCGGAGCUGAGGGCGUUCUUUGACGUGCAUGAGGAGCUGGGAACACACCCAGGGGGAGUGCACCUGGAGAUGACGGGGCAGAACGUGACGGAGUGUGUGGGCGGCACCAAGGAGGUGACCUUUGACGACCUGUCGUCGCGCUACCACACGCACUGCGACCCGCGCCUCAACGCCUCCCAGAGCCUCGAGCUCGCCUUCCUCAUCGCUGACCGCCUCCGACGAGGCCGCGGCAAGCCCUCGCUCUGGCUCCAGGAGUGA
Messenger RNA from Closterium sp. NIES-65, 1590 nucleotides. NCBI's taxonomy places the organism in Eukaryota, Viridiplantae, Streptophyta, Zygnematophyceae, Desmidiales, Closteriaceae. The record is from the annotation of a GenBank genome assembly.